UCAUUCAAGCCAGAUGUCCAUGAUGGCGUAAGUGGAGGUUUCAAGAUUACCCAGGCGUCUCCGUUUGAUCCCUCCAUAACAGUAAUAGAUGUGACUGGGUUAAAGAAGGAAUCCCAAGGAUACCAUAUCCACAACUAUCCCAUGCCGUGGCAGAUGCAUUACACAGGAAUGGAAUCUUGUGCUGGAGGCAAUCUAGGAAGGAACUGGAAUCCUUUUGGUGUGGACGUUGAAUCCAGUCCUGCCCCAGGAACCGGAACCAAUGAUGAAUACGAAGUCGGUGACCUGAGUGGAAAGUAUGGAACCUUUCUAAACCUCUCAAGUUACAGAGGGAUACACGUAGACUACAAUCUGCCGUUAUUUGGCAAAAACAGCAUCCAGGGUCGAUCCAUUGUCAUCCACAAGAUGAAGGUGGUAGGAAGUGCGAAAUGGGUGUGUGCGGAUGUUUUCCAGGCGGCGGACGGAGACAAUAUGUUUGUUAUGAAAACCAUGAUAAAGUUCACAGGACCAGCUCUAAUGGGUUAUGUACUCUUGGUUCAGUAUAAGUCCAGCGAUAUGAUGAUGACGUCAGAGGAAACUUCUAUUUACGUUGAUCUCUAUUACGCUUCCAACUCCAGCAAAAAGAGUAUGGAUCACAAGUGGCACGUACAUGUCAACCCUGAAGGAAAUGACACUUACGCUGAGAUGGGUCCGAGAUGUAAGAGUCUAGGAGGACAAUACAACCCUUAUCUCGUCGAUUUAGCCGGAAAUUACAAGACCACCUGCAUUUCCAGUAAUAUGUUAAGGUGCGAAGUAGGUGAUUUAUCUGGCAAGCAUGCGAUGUUAAACGUUGGAUCAGGAAAGGAGUUCUACACCGAUCCCGAUCUUCCCUUAUAUGGAGAAAUGUCAGUUGUUGGCCGAGGAGUUGUAGUGCAUUCAGAGAACGGCGGUGGGUCUCGUCUUGCCUGUGCUACCAUUAAACCAGUUGAUUCUUUAUAUGUAGAGAAAACACUGCAACAUGUUGAAGCAGCUACAUUUUCCAAAAUGAAUUUUGCAAAAACAGUUUCUGCUGCUCUUAAUAUCCCAGACUGGCGGUUGUUUUACAUUCGAACACAGGACAGUGGCGUUGCAGGCUGUGUGAUAGUCAAAUUUGGAAUUAUGGGAAAUGAAAGACAAGCCAGUGAACCCUCCCAAGCAUUUGACCUCAUCUUGCAACGUACGCCGGGAAAAUUAAAGGAGUUUCAGCCAAGGAGCAAAUGUCGUGUUCCUUCUUCAACUAAAGUACCAACGACAGUCAGAGGUGGCAGCGCAGUACCAACGAGAGUCAGAGGUGGCAGCGCAGGAAUCAAUCACGUGAACACAUACGUCAUUCUGGACAUGGUUUUACUUUCUGCAUAUGCGUAUCUGGGAUAAACAGGUCAACUUAACGCCGAAAUAUGACUGUCAGACAGUCAAUUGGAAGGAAACGAACAGUCAUUGUCAUACAACAGCUAGCUUUAUAACAACAACUACCUUUAUUUGCAUGAACAUAAAUACAUAGCGUUGCAAAAGCUUUUGUAAACCAAAACUAAAACAGUAACGAUUAUCGCGAUCAUUUAAUGUUAUGAUACAGCAAGCAAGUUACAUUUGUUUGAUUCAAAAGACGAAUAUUGCGUAAAUCAAAGCAAGAUAAAAUAAAUUUUGAUGAUUGAAUAUUAAGAGCGCCUUUUUUUCGUGACCGAGUGAGAGGUGGCACAUGGUCCAGAAAAUGACUACCCUCAUAUUUCGUUCAAAGAUACCCCUUGAUGAGUUAAUAAACGUGGUAUAAUUAUUUCGCUUAGAUCUACUUUUGUUUUCCAGAAAAUUCGAAAAAACUGUACAAGAUGAUAAACACUUCAACAAUGGCGGACAUUAGUGCGCCGAAUAUCAACACAAGAACUUCGCUCAUGAAAAGUGCAAAACCAAGUUCGCUUUUUUUCUUUUUGUUUAUUUGUGUGGGAGGUAUUGGCAAAUUAUUUAAGCCGCAAACCAGGUUUUUCGUCUAAUUAUUUUUAAUUCACGGCGCGUGUUUAAAAAUCACCAAUAUUUGAUGGUUUCAAAGUCUAAUUUUGGAGCAUUUUUUCAAGACACGUUUUUCCUAUGCGGUAUAACUCCGAAUCACUUCAGAUUAAAGUUGUGAUUAGUGGAAAUGUUCUUCUUUUCAAGGAUAUAAAGAUUAGUUUGGGGCUUUUCAUUACUGCACGGAAAAUGCACGCUCUAUUUCGGGAAAAUCGCCACCUCGAGGUGUCAACAACUGCAAAUGAUCGAAUUAGAGUCUCUGCUGUCGAACGCAAAAUUCCAGGCAAAUCUUAGUUCUUAGCAUCCUAUUAAAUAAAAAUCAAUGUUAUAAGCUCACCUUGUAAAUCCAGUGGUUGUAGAUGAGGUUUUAUCCCUAUUUUCUGUUCAAAAUAAUCGUCUUCUAAAUCUUCCGUUCAACAGUGUUUACCGAACGAGUAACCGAUCUGAACAGUACCUGGAUGGCUUUUGUAGAAACAUCGCAAUUCUGGACAGUAUCAAGCAUUUCUUAGCUUCUAUCCUUCUAUAACGUACAAGUGAGCUUGUAAGCAAGUAACUUCUAACCAUUUUAGUGGCCGAAACGAGCGAAAUUACCAAAUCCCGUGCAAGAGCUACGGUAUGUUUGUUUAUUGAAUCAUUUGGUAAAACAUGGUCGAUUCGAUGAUAACAGUUUGGGUGAGAAAAUAGGGAUAAAACCCCAUCUACAGCCACUGGAUUUACGAGGUGAGCUGAUAAUAUUGAAUUUUAUUUAAUAGGAUGCUAAGAACUAAGAUUUGCUUGGAAGUUUGGGUUCGACAGCAGAGACUCUAAUUCGAUUAUUUGCAGUUGUUGAAACCGCGAGGUGGUGAUUUUCCCGAAAUAGAGCGUUCAUUUUCCGUGCAGUAAUUAAAAUCCCCAAACUAAUCUUUAUAUCGUUGAAAAGAAGAACAUUUCCACUAAUCACAACUUUAAUCUCAAGUGAAUCGGAGUUAUACCGCGCAGGAAAAACGUGUCUUGAAAAAAUGCUCCAAAAUUAGAUUUUGAAACCAUUAAAUAUUGGUGAUUUUGAAAUACGCGCCGUGAAUUAAAAAUUAGACGAAAAAUCCUGGUUUUCGGUUCAAAUAAUUUGCUAAUACCUCCCACACAAAUAUGCAAAAAGAAGAAAAGCGAACUUGCUUUUGCACUUUUCAUGAGCGAAGUUCUUGUGUUGAUACUCGGCGCAAUAAUGUUAACCAUUUUGUAGCGGUUGGCAUCAUGUACAAUUUUUGCAAUUUUUUGGAAAACAAAAGUAGAUCUGAACAAAACAAAUAUAUCACUUUUAUUAACUCAUCAAGGGGUAUCUCUGAGCGAAAGAUGAGGGAAAUUAAUUUUUCAAGCAUGUGCCACAUUUUUGUGUUUUCCCGCGGUCUUCGGGGACAUUCUCUCUUAAUAUAAUGAUUUGAAGAAGUCACAAGGUCCCCAAUGACUUGUAAUGAAGGUAAUUGUUUAUAAGUCGGAAUGAUAUGUUCUCUUUUUUUAUAAAAUUUAUUUCCUAGAAUAGAGAAUUUAUUGCAAUAUAUAAAAAAGUGAGAUUCGCCUUCAAUUUGAUUAGAUGCACAAAUAGGGCAGAGUCUGUUAACCCUUGGAAUGUGAUCAUAUCUACCAGUCUCAAUCCUUAGUUUGUGAUUGCCUAUCCUAAAUUUUACUAGUUCUUUUCUUUCGCUAAGUUUGCUUGUUAGGCCUAAAUAAGAGGAGGGUGUAUAAUCGUUCUUAAAAGUGUUGAGAAAUUUUAGUUUAGUAGAGUUUUGCAUGGUAUGUUGCCAAUAUAAAAUAUACUUUUGCUGCAUUACGCCAACAUAAUGUUUGAUUUUAGCGUUAGUUAAGUACGUAAGAUCAAAACAAGGGAGAUUAUAAGAUUCAGACAUACUUAUAAUAUUAGAAUAAUAACUAUUUUUAACAGCAUGAUGAAGAUCUUGCGACAUGAGAAAGAUUUGUUUAACAAUAGAGCAAUUAUCCUUACUUGGAAGAUAUGCGGAGUAAUUCAUGAUUUUCUGAUUGAUAGCUAUAAUGAGAGGAAACCUACCAAGUUAAACUCUACAUGCUACAUUGGAUGCUUUAUUGCUUUCUUCUAAAUAACGUUUACAGAAUUGGAGAUGUGUUUUUUCGAUCUGGGAACUGCCCCAAGACUUGAGAUUAGAUUUUGCAUAUGGACCCCACACUUCACUUUUAUAUGUCAAAAUUGAGGAGAUCAUUGCGUCGAAAAUUUUAUUCGCUAGGAAUGGAGGUAGUUUGUUGGUCUUUUUGGAUUGAUACUUUACAUCUAUGUACUAUUUUUGAUCUUGAAAAUGUGACUAAAUCGUCUGCAUAUAAAAGUAAAUUUAAUUUUGCGCCGUUUGGUAGGAUAAAGGGAUCAGAUUAGAACUUUUUCAUAAGAGAAUGGUCUCAAAAUACAACCUUGGCGUACCCCUCUUACGUAUGGAAAGGGCCGUGUUUGAUUUUGGCCAAUUUUUUAUGGAACGUGUAGAUUUUGAAUACAAGCUCUUUAUUAAAUUGAAAAAACAGCCACCGACAUUAAUUUGUAAUAUAACAAAUGAAAGUCCGUCAUGCCAAACUGAGUCGAAAGCUUUUUUGAAGUCGACAAAACAAGCAUAGAUUUUUUCGUUGUGGUGAUGCACGUAUUUAUCUGCUAGAGUUCUCAAUGUAAGAACAUGGUCUGCUGUUCGAUUUUUGGGUUGAAAACCAAUCUGGGAAUUGUGUAAAAAAUUAAGAGAAUUGACAUGUUCAAGCAGUCGCUGAUUUAAAAUAGAACAAAAUAGCUUUCCCAAACAGCUUCAGACUCCUAAUUGCUGUAGCAAUAUGCAUAUGUUAUAACAAGAUAGCAAGAUGGACUCGAGGAAAGCCGACGUGUAUGUCUGGACACAAAUGUGUAUAAGGUGCUCAGAUAACGUAAACUUUUCAGCUGUCUUAAGGAGUUUUAACUGGCCAAGCACCAAUCCCUCUCUUCCUAUCUCCAAGUUAACGUGUCAAAAGCUUCGAAAAGAUAUAGACGUUUAUAAUGUUACCAAUGAAAGCUUUUGGUAAAACACUAUCUGAAUCUUUACUGUCUUUUGUAACGGGCUUUUGUCUCGAUAAUGCACAUGUACGGCACUUUGCUUGGGAAUAAAGGCUCUACGGGACGGAAUUUAUUGUCCGGCUCUUGACCCUUUCUAAGGAAACAGCUACUUCUACUGUCCUUGAGCGCAUCAACUUAUUUACGAUCUUCUGUCAAUAUCGUAGUAAAAUUGGACGUCCUCAACAUAUAAUGAAAACCAUCCACUCACGACAAAUAAUUUUUAAAUAUAAUAGUGUUGUUAUAACUUUUUAACUUCCGCACUGUAGUGUAGUGACAGUGACGUUUACCUCACAUGACAUUGGAAACCAUGUCCUAGAGAGAGUCCGCCAUCUUGUCAAUAGAAUUGUUGUGUUCCUACAAUAUUGUGUGUUUUCUUCUCUUGCGAAGCUACUACAUUUGGCGACGAGGACAAAAGUCGAACACAAGACAAGCUUGUCAGGAAUUCUGAGCUAUGGCCGUCUGUUUAAGUAGACUAACUGGUCCUGCGGCAUUUGACACAGCUGGCCAGCCAAAGACGAAUUCGAACUUUUCGUGACAGCAUCAGGCAUCGACGACCCGAAACAGCAACGAGCCCUCCUUUUACACCUAGCAGGACCGGGCGUAAGAGAAAUCUUCCGUGCCAUUCCCGAGGAAACGAAGGGCAACGUUAAAGACCACUAGAAAGCGAUGGAGUCGCUCAACGAUUAUUUCAAAUUGAAGAAAAACAUUCCAAAGGCGAGACAAAACUUUCUAGGAGCAACGCCUGCACCAGGGGAGCGAAUAAAUAACUUUGUAACCAGACUUAGCAGCUUAGCUGGACAUUGCGAGUAUAGAGAAGAGAAAGACGAGGGACCAAGUGCUAACACACAUCAAGGACAAAAACUUUAAGUCUAAAUUACAUAUAUCGGUCCGAGAAUUUAACCUUAUCCAAGUUCUUAGAGGUAGUGAGCCAGUAUCAUGAUAAGGAUGCCCUGAUCCUUAUCCAGCCCGAAGACCAAAUCAACCGAGUGGAGCUUGCUGAGAAACAAACUAUUUCCCUAAUGGAAUUCCAAGGCAGAUGUUGGAAUUGUAACAAAAUCGGGCACCUGGCCAAGGACUGUUGCUGCUCACGUGACCAUGUUUGCGAAUCCUGUGGAAGACUGGGCCAUUUUGCUGUUUGUUGCCGAUACCACCAAUAACAUGCCCAGCAACACAAUCCGCACCACCAGUCAUGGGAGAAACCCUCUGCAGACCAGGAGAGUGGGGAGACGAGAAAAAGUGCAUGCUGUCACCCAACAAGCAUAGCUAAAAACAAAUACAACUAAACACCGAAUAUUUAUUAUCUUAAACUUCUGUGAUAUCUCAUUUUGUCGUCAUACCGGUAUUAAUAGAACGAACACGUUACAAAGUGAACUGGAACACAGAACUACUUCUCGUGCCUAACUGGCCCUUGCUACCUAGGAAGAUGUAUGAUACGUGCCAGACGUACAAUGCAUUGGAGACGUCUGGGUAAAUCUAUACGGAAAAUACAGGAGAACAAUGUCAGAAGGAAGAUUGCCGGUUAAGUAUGUUAAGCAUGUUUAUGCACUAGUAUAAAGAUUUUUCUGAUUACAAUCAAUAAUCAGUCGGUUGGCUCAAUCUGAUUAUUUUCAUUCUCUUUGGCAAGAAGAGAACAUGGGUAAACCAAAAUCAGCCCACAAAACCACCCGCACAGACAACCUCAUCAAAGCUGUCUGGUUGAUGGGAAUAUCUUUCCAGAUAUGGAACACAAAGGACAGCAAAGAAAAGGAUUGGACCUCUUUAAUGGGAAACGAAAAGAAAAAACUUUUGAAGGCCUGCAAAGUUUCAAGAGAUUUUACGCCCAGAAACAGCAGAAAAAACCAAAAAGUUAUGGGAGGUAUGUUCAAAUGGAAUGACUCUACGCUUAACUAAUUUUUUUUAACCAGCUAACAAGUACACAACAUUGGUGAGACGUUUUAGCAUGGGUAUUUUGAGGAGCUGUUUUUGAUGUCAAUGAUGAUAUUGAUGCUGAAAAUUGGCUCAUGCUAGACACGUAGCCUGGAAAAUGAUCAGACAAAAAUUCAUUUGUCCCGAGAUCAUAAUUUAAAUUGUUUCCAAUACAGGACUUCUGGCAGUUGUACAACGUCAUUAAUGACUGCACACCAGGAGAAGAUCAAGUCCUUUCAUUUCAUUCCAAGGCUAUUGAGUGGGGAAAGCAGCUUUUGAACAUGACAGGGGAUGGUUACGCCCACACAUGUCCAAUAACACCAUACAUCCAUCUGAUGAUCUAUCAUGUACCUGUGAUGCUUCAGAAGUAUGAGACUAUGAAAAUAUUCACCGGCCAAGGU
This is a messenger RNA of Orbicella faveolata, 7386 nucleotides long. RefSeq lists its product as uncharacterized. Gene Ontology annotation, molecular function: protein binding; metal ion binding. Lineage: Eukaryota; Metazoa; Cnidaria; Anthozoa; Scleractinia; Merulinidae. Gene Ontology annotation, biological process: superoxide metabolic process. The record is from RefSeq and is a predicted model, not a curated record.